UGCUAUUAAAUACAGUAAAUGUUGUCUUUUCUACAAGUCAAUACAGAAAUAAAUGAUUCAAUUUUUUUUUAUAUAUAUUCCACAAAUUUAUUAUCUAUACUUAUGUUUUUAUGUGAGUUUUGAGCAUCCAGAAACUCACAACUCUUUUUACUUAACUGAGAUGGAAACUUUGACUGCUCUCCGAGUUGCAUCUCUGUUGUUCAUGUGAUAGGUUGUUUUGUCUAUGUGUGUGUGAGCCAUGUGUGUGUGUGUUGUAUCUGUGCAUAGCGGAGUGUGUGAGCGAGCGUUUGGAUCCCUCCUCCCUGGUGCUCCGCCGGCCCCUCUGUCGCUUUAAGUCCUGCCCCUCGGAGCCAGCCAACAGCAGCUGUUCCAUAUUCAUCAAGCCCUUGAGUCUUAAAGAGCCCUAUCCCGACCAUGGAAAGAGUCAUUCCUCUCGCUCGCGCUCUCAUGCUCUCUCCAUCUUAGCGCUCAUCCCGCUGCUGCCUGCGCUUCUCUCUCUGUCUCACCCCCCUUUACCUCUCCGUCUAUCUGUCCCUCCCCCCUUCACUCUCUCUCCCUCUCUUCCUCUUCCUCUCUCUCUGACAUACACACACACACUUUCACUUACAUACACUCAGACACACACUCUCUCUCCCCCACACAUAUAUACAUAAACACACACAUACACAACACACAUGCUCACGCACACACACGCGAGUCCAACAUACCUGUGCAGGCUGGGGGGAGCGGUGCUGGAGGGGGCUUUCGGCAGCGUUGUCUCUGAGGGUGCUGUGCCAUCAUUUGGGGAAGAAGCGGGUCUCAAUUGUUUUCUCUUUCCUCUUCCUCUCAUUCCUGGAAUGCUAAAACUGGACUGAUGGACAUUUCAGAACUUUGUCUUCCAGACCCUCUCAGCUAUCAUAACCAGGCUUUGUUGUCCAAUUCAUUAGAGAGAUUCCUGAGUCCACUGGCCACGCUGGAGCCCUCUCAUUUCUGGCUGCUGAAUAGAAUGGCCGCUGAUGACCGGCACCUACCCUCCAGUUGUGGGUCCUACAUCAAGACAGAGCCGUCCAGUCCCUCCUCGGUCAUUGACACGGUCAGCCACCACAGCCCCAGCGGCAACUCAGACGCCAGUGGUGGCUAUGUCAGCGCCAUGAACAGCCACUCAAACGGCCUGGACUCUCCUCCUAUGUUCACCCCCAGCGGGCUCGGGGCCGGCACCUGCCGCAAGCGCUAUGACGACUGCUCCAGCACCAUCAUGGAAGACUCGUCCAUAAAGUGCGAAUACAUGUUGAACUCCCUCCCCAAGAGGCUGUGCCUGGUCUGUGGAGAUAUAGCCUCGGGGUAUCACUAUGGGGUGGCCUCAUGUGAGGCCUGCAAAGCCUUUUUUAAAAGGACAAUACAAGGUAACAUAGAAUACAGCUGUCCUGCCACAAAUGAGUGUGAGAUCACAAAACGAAGACGCAAAUCAUGUCAGGCUUGUCGCUUCAUGAAAUGCCUCAAAGUGGGGAUGCUCAAAGAAGGGGUUCGUCUGGACCGCGUGCGAGGGGGCCGACAGAAGUACAAGCGGAGGUUGGACACGGAAAACAAUCCGUACCUGGGCUUGACGCUCCCCCCUCCCACCAAAAAGCCUCUCACAAAGAUAGUGUCUCACCUGUUGGUAGCCGAGCCAGAGAAGAUCUAUGCCAUGCCUGACCCCACCAUGCCGGAGAGCGACAUCAAGGCUCUGACCACGCUGUGCGACCUGGCUGACCGCGAGCUGGUGGUCAUCAUCGGCUGGGCCAAGCACAUCCCAGGCUUCUCCUCUCUCUCUCUGGGAGACCAGAUGAGUUUACUGCAGAGUGCCUGGAUGGAGAUCCUCAUCCUCAGCAUCGUGUUCCGCUCGCUGCCAUACGAGGACGAGCUGGUGUACGCCGAGGACUACAUUAUGGACGAGGAGCACUCACGGCUGACGGGCCUGCUCGACCUCUACGUCUCCAUCCUGCAGCUGGUCCGCAAAUACAAGAAGCUCAAAGUGGAGAAGGAGGAGUUUGUCACCCUCAAGGCCAUCGCUCUCGCCAACUCAGACUCCAUGCACAUAGAGGACAUGGAGGCAGUCCAGAAGCUUCAGGACGCUCUCCACGAGGCCCUGCAGGACUACGAGAGCAGCCAGCACCAGGAGGACCCGCGGCGGGCGGGCAAGCUGCUCAUGACCCUGCCUCUGCUUCGGCAGACGGCCACCAAGGCUGUGCAGCACUUUUACAGCAUCAAAGUGCAGGGAAAGGUGCCCAUGCACAAACUCUUCCUAGAGAUGCUGGAGGCCAAGGUCUGAUCGGAGGGCGGCAGACUGGCCAAGGCGACGGCAAAGGUGGAGGGCUGCAUUAGCGAUACAGAAAGUGACUUGAACCAAGGCUGAGGGUACUCAGGAGAAGGAGACCCCCACUGACUGUGCUAGGCAGGAGAGAGACUGACCUCUCUCACUCCUCCUCCUGGAACCCUGGGACAAGAAAAAAAUGCAAAACUUGGUUAUUAGUAUAAAUAUAAAAAUGAUGCAGAUUAAUUUAAAAUAUAUAAGAAAUACUAUGUACAGUAAUAAUUUUUUUGGUUUUUGUUAAUUGUCAGUGGUCAUGCUGUAUAUGAAGACGGACCCCUCAGCAUCUUCAGAAUAAGUAGUUGCCAGUUCUUGAUAACAAGAUAAAGAGGUUGUUUUUUUUUUUCAGAGAACUAAAAGUUCCUUAAAUUUGUUCUGAAGGCAGCCGAGGUGUCAACAACCAUAAACAGACUCACUUGUCUUGCAUUUGUGUUUUCUUUUUUUUUACCUGGACUUGACCAGGACAUGUAUAUAUUUAUUAAUGGAAGACUGAGUGUACAGUUCAAAGUCUGGUGAACUUGGUGGCCAUUUUCUCUUGUUCUCCUCCUGGGAAAAAAAAAUGAACUAAAAUUGUUACCUAAAUGUGAACUCUUAUCAGUUUAAAUGUCCUUGGAUAUACCUCUCCAGAGCAGUAAGCCGUGUGAUCUUUGUGGAUCCGUCUCAGACUGGAAGACUGGCUGGUCCCAUGUUUAACCAAACUAGCAUAGACAGGUACAAGUAGUCAGUCGUCUUACUCUGUAGUAACUCAGCAAUAAAGGGAGCUGUGGGGAAGCCAGGCUUAACCUCCUAUCGUUCAUGUGCUUUUCAAUGCUGCUGUUGCUAGAAGACCAUGCCUGUGUAUCUCAGUCCCACCAGCGGGACACACCACUGCACCGCUGUUGCACACUCGCGUCUCUCCUUUCCUCGUAGUGGUUUGUGUCGGUGCUGCUCAUGUAACCCAUUGAACCCCAAAUUUGGUCAUUGUUUAAGCCCGUGGAAAUUGCCACUUGGCAUGCAAAUAGAUGACCUGAUUCGGGCUAGGUGAAAGAUGAUCAGCGUGUUUGGUGUGGCAGUAUCAAAGGAUUUAUGCCGAGUGGCAGAAGUCCAGGAGAUUCCUUGUUCAAACAAUCAGAGGCCCAUAUGUCAACCACUCUAUUUCAGGCCCCUUUAAGCCUGUGGCAGAGUCAUCCCACACACAGGGAGCAAGGUGCCCAGCAUCUGCUCUCACCAUUUUAGACACCUCUCGUCUUUUAAUAGCCGUGCCUGCAUUUAUAGAGCUUCAACCAAACAGAGGUAAAUGGCAGGUGCAGAGCGGGAGUGGUGGCACUUCACACUGGGUUUAUUUUUAACCCAGCAGGAGGUUGUUGUCUGCGCGGCCUCCCUCCAGGAGUACAGUAGACACGUGGAACACUUCUUCUUGACCUCAUGUUGACACAGUGGCCAGUGCAGAGUAACACCCUUCCCACCGGCCAGGAGGCAGGCAGGCGUCUGCGAGGAGACCUCGGGAUGCCCACGCGUGCACAUGUGAAUAGCUAUGCAAGAAACAAAGUGUCACCAUGCUCCUAAGGGUAACAGCAGCCCAACAGCGUGUCAGUACAAGGUGUGAUCCGUGGUGGGAGAGAGAGGCCUUGAGCUCCCUUCUCCCUGUGUUUAGCUCCAUGUCCAUUAACGCUGGGUGUGAGUAAUACUGUAGUCCAGUCCAGCCGAGCCAUGCCGCUCCUCUCCAUGUGAGAGAGAACGUGUUGGAGGUGAAUGCUUAUACUACUGAAGGAUUUUAUGUGAUGUGAUAAAUUGUGGCGCUGUCACAAUAAUAUGAUACUGUGAUCAAAGGAAUCCCUGACAUUGCAGUAGGGUAGAGUUGCCGCCAUGCUUGCGAUAUCAGUGGCUAGCACUGAUCCAGCGGCCGGCAUGCCUUUUAUACAGCAGCGUGAUUGGCCACGUGAUGGAGGACGACUACCCUACUCCAGCACCCAAUCACCCCAACUUGAACUAGCCGCUGUCCAGUAAACAAGCUCCACUCUAGAGGGUGACAAUAUAACUUGAGUUAUUUAACUGUUGUGCAAUGCAACAGGGACCAAUUCUGACUGGAACCAUGCUAAACAAAGCAUGCUUUUACUUAGAUUUGGGAGAAUUUGUAUGCUACUAAGUGACAUAUUCUAAAUCCCUCUAAUCAGAAACAUGUAUCCUGUAUAGCAGAAGAACUAUAUUUGAUUUGCUCCACUGAUAAAAGACUUUUGUUUCAAUAAAAGUGCAGUAUAAAUGAAAACUUUUGCAUAAAAUCUUUACAACUAGAAUUUUGUAGUGGCCCAAGAUGAUCAGCCAUAAGAAUCAUAAUAACGGGAGUCCUCUCAUCUCCCUGUUUUUCUUUUUACCUUGCAAUAUGGCACUGUGUUAAGUAAAAGAAAACAUGUCUUACAUUACAAGCUGUGUCUAAGUAUGUAAAUAUAUCAGCGUCAAUACAGUAGGUUGCCGAAAUACCAUUGAAAAUAAAGUAUGCAGCGCCCUGCUGACUACUACCUCAUUAUCAUAUUGUCAAUAUUUCUCUGAUUCAACACGUUCUGCUCUUUAUCAUCCUCACAUCUGUGACAAACUGAGCCAUCCAUGUUUUUAUCAAGAAUCAUUUCUCUCCCUCAGUGCUCCUGCCAAAAUAUUUGUAAUUGUAGUUACUGAUCUUCUCUUCCCGCUCAUUCUUCAUAGAUCUGUUGUAAAGGUAAAGCAUGCUUCACGUUGACCACAUGACUUGGCCAUCAGUGGGUGUGACCCCCAUUUUGGUUACUAAGCGGGUAUGUGUUUUUAUGAACAUCAGUGUGUCAGAAUUGGUCCCUUGAUGAUAAAUUGCAGACAGAGGCAGGUUACUGAUUUCCUGCUUCUGUGCUAUGAGUAUUUAUGGUGUGAAAUAUAUCAUUUGGCAAUGGUGUACAUUGAUAUCUCUGAUCAUUGAAUCACCAAUAUCUGUGUAACUUUUACGUUUUGAUUUUCAAAAAGGUAAAGGAUCAAUGAAUUAAA
Epinephelus moara (kelp grouper) is the source of this 5311-nucleotide messenger RNA. RefSeq names its product estrogen-related receptor beta (gene esrrb). Gene Ontology annotation, cellular component: nucleus. Gene Ontology annotation, biological process: regulation of DNA-templated transcription. Bases 854 to 2287 code for a protein of 477 amino acids. Lineage: Eukaryota; Metazoa; Chordata; Actinopteri; Perciformes; Serranidae. The transcript is spliced from 8 exons. The record is from RefSeq and is a predicted model, not a curated record. Gene Ontology annotation, molecular function: DNA-binding transcription factor activity; sequence-specific DNA binding; zinc ion binding.